Messenger RNA from Mus musculus (house mouse), 1967 nucleotides. It is a transcript of the gene Paqr6, whose product is annotated as progestin and adipoQ receptor family member VI. Gene Ontology annotation, cellular component: membrane; plasma membrane. The record is from RefSeq and is a predicted model, not a curated record. NCBI's taxonomy places the organism in Eukaryota, Metazoa, Chordata, Mammalia, Rodentia, Muridae. The transcript is spliced from 7 exons. Bases 238 to 1389 code for a protein of 383 amino acids.
UGGAGUCCAGUCAGCCUGGCUGGGAGCGUGGUCAAUCUCUGGGGUAAUAAUGCAGCUCACAUCUGGGGAAAUGGAAGUGAAGCACCUUCCCAGCCUCGCACUCCUCACUGCAGCAGAGCUCUCCAGACCCUACUGCUGAGGGCAGAGGGACCUCUCCCCGGUUCAGCUCAGCCUUUCCCGGGGCAGCUGGGCAACACUCAGCACAGGCAUCUCUCCUACACCUCCUCUUCACUUGGGAUGAAGGGUCUGGGGACCAGGUCAACGUGGAGGUAUCCGGCCACCAUGCUCAGUCUCAAGAUGCCUCAACUCCUUCGAGUCCAUCAGGUCCCCCGGGUGUUUUGGGAAGAAGGCAUCAUGUCUGGCUACCGAUGCCCCACAAGCUCUGCCUUAGACUGUGUUCUCAGCUCCUUCCAGAUGACUAAUGAGACGGUCAACAUCUGGACUCACUUCCUGCCCACCUGGUACUUCCUGUGGCGCCUCCUGGCGUUAGGCAGCCCGGGCUUUCGCGCGGACCCAUACCACCUACCGCUGCUGGUCUUCCUACUGCCCGCCUGCCUCUAUCCCUUCGCAUCCUGCUGUGCGCACACCUUUAGCUCCAUGUCGCCUCGUGCUCGUCACAUCUGCUACUUCCUGGACUACGGGGCGCUCAGCCUCUACAGCCUGGGUGAGCUGAGGGCAGUGGGGUUGGAUGGUGGUGCAGAGGGUGAGCCCUCAAGCCUCAGCUCGCACCUCGCCACAGGCUGCGCCUUCCCCUAUGCCGCCUACUCCAUGCCGGCCUCCUGGCUGCACAGCCGCCUACACCAGCUCUUCGUGCCCGCUGCUGCGCUCAACUCUUUCCUGUGCACCGGCCUCUCCUGCUACUCGCGGUUCCCAGAGCUAGAAUACCCCGGGUUCAGCAAGGCUCUCCGCACGGCUGCCUUUGCCUACCCCUUCUUGUUUGACAACCUCCCACUGUUCUACAGGCUGCGGCUGUGUUGGGGCGGGGCCCACAGCUGUGGGCGGGACGCGCUGAGCUCCAACCAUGGUUACCACCUCCUCUGCGCUCUGCUCUCAGGCUUCCUUUUUGCAGCCCGUCUACCAGAGCGCCUGGCACCUGGGCGCUUCGACUAUAUUGGCCACAGCCACCAGCUGUUCCAUAUCUGUGCCGUGCUGGGCACCCACUUCCAGCUGGAAGCGGUGCUGGCUGAUAUGGGAUCCCGCAGAGCCUGGCUGGCCGUGCAGGAGCCCACCCUGGGUCUGGGGGCCACUGUAGCCACCUUGAGCCUGGCAGUGAUUGGGAACCUGUUUAUCAUUGCUGCUUUCACGGCCUCCUUGCUGCGGAUGCCUGGACCCUGCCCCCUGCUGCAGGGUAGCCCACUGGAAGAGGGACUCCAAGCUAAACAACAGUAAGGCCCAUUGGCAUGGAGGGAGGGAGAGGCCAGGUCUCACUGCCUCGGAAGAGCCCUGCCUGACAUGGGCCUGAGAAGGUGGCGACUAUUCUGACCCUGAAAGGGGUAGCUGAAGAGAAGAGGCUCUCUAGGGACAGGUGGAAGGACGGAAGACCCAAGAGGCAGGUGGUGAAGGUCUAAAUUAACACAGGUACCAGGCGGGGAGCAGAGUGGGGAUGUGAGGCCUCUCCUGGGGCUUCUGCCCAGCUGCCCCAGGACCUUGCUCACCUCAGGUCACCCUGAGAUCUUGUUCCAUCGGGGCCACAUACCCACCCUGCCCCAGGGCCAGACUGUGCCUCUUGUCAGCAGCUCUGUAUCUACUCACUGCUGCCUGUCUUGCUCACCACUGUGACCAAGCCUUUGCCAAUUUGUGUGUUUGGAUGUGUCCCCGGUGAGAUAAUGGUUGUGGUGGGGAUUGCUGUGGGGAGGUAGGCUAUGGGACUUUAGGAAGGAAAGUUUUCUUGUUUGUUUGUUUUUGUUGUUGUUUUUGUUUUUGCUAUCCAUCACAAAGCAGUAUAAUAAAGAAGCAAAUGAACUGGA